Messenger RNA from Trachemys scripta elegans, 5069 nucleotides. RefSeq names its product desmoglein 2 (gene DSG2). Gene Ontology annotation, molecular function: calcium ion binding. NCBI's taxonomy places the organism in Eukaryota, Metazoa, Chordata, Testudines, Emydidae. The coding region runs from base 216 to 3179 and encodes 987 amino acids. The transcript has 15 exons. Gene Ontology annotation, biological process: homophilic cell-cell adhesion. Gene Ontology annotation, cellular component: plasma membrane; desmosome. The record is from RefSeq and is a predicted model, not a curated record.
CCCAGGUGUACAAAUAUCAGGCCAGCCUUCCGGCGCGGCACACUCCACCCCUCCAGGCUGUCUCCCUCGGCACACCGCGGCCCCAGUGUCUCAGCUGCCACAGUUGACGGGGGAAGGAAUCCCACCCCGGACUGAGUCUCGCCCGGGGGCGGCUGCUUUGGGCACAGGACAGCCGGGAAGAGGGCGCCGGGGGAAAGCGGGCGAGCGACUCGGCCAUGGCGCGGGUCCCGGGAGGGCUGGCGGCGCUGCUGCUCGUCACGAUCUGUUUGAACUUUGGAAAUGGACUUCACGUAGAGGUUUUUAAUCAAGCUGCCAAAAAUGACCAUCUGUCUAAUCAGAAUAGUAAAAUCAGACAAAAGCGGGAAUGGAUUGUUCCACCUGCUAGGGUUUUGGAAGAGGAUGACAGUGUGACGAGAAAACCAAUUGCUAAAAUAACUUCUGAUCAUGAAUACGAGCCAGAGGUGGUAAUUACUUACACAAUUUCUGGCCAGGGAGUGACAGAACCACCUUAUGGAUUGUUUGUUAUCAAUGGAAAAACUGGAGAACUGAGCAUAACAAAAAGAGUUGACCGAGAAAAAACUCCAAUGUUCUUGGUUAGAGGUCAUGCACUUGAUCAGAAUGGGAGAAAAAUGGAAGAGCCAAUAGACCUGACAAUUCAAGUUGAUGAUAUAAAUGACAAUUACCCAGUGUUUUCAGAGAAAGUUUUUACUGGCUCUGUUGAAGAGUUAAGUGAAUCAGGUACACUUGUGAUGAGGAUAAAUGCAACCGAUGCAGAUGAGCCGAAUAAUCUAAAUUCCAAAAUUGCUUUCAAGAUUCUUGAAAAUUCUAAUUCAUUCAGUAUUCUAAAAAACACCGGUGAGAUUAUAACAUCAACAUUAUACCUUGACAGAGAGAAACAAAGUAGCUACACUUUGACUGUAGAAGCAAGAGACAGAGGUGGAAGCGAAAUUGGGCUAGCUACAACCAGUACUGUAAAAAUCGAGAUUUUGGAUGUCAACGACAAUAUGCCUGUUCUUGAAAGGGAGACAUAUGAAGGCAGUGUUGAGGAAAACAGAGCAAAUGUGGAAAUUAUGCGACUGCAAGUAUCUGACAAAGAUGAAAAAUUCUCUGAUAAUUGGCUGGCAAACUUUACAAUUGUCUCUGGGAAUGAAGGGGGUUAUUUCCGUAUAGAGACAGAUGCUCAAACAAAUGAAGGAGUUUUGACUCUUGUGAAGGAGCUCAAUUAUGAGGAAAUGCAAACCAUGAACUUGAGUGUUAUCGUUACAAAUAAAGCAGCAUUUCACAAAUCAAUUAGUAAUAGUUACAAAGUAAAACCAAUUCCAGUCACAAUUAAGGUGAAAAAUGUGCUAGAGGGCCCUGUAUUCAAACCCAACACAAAGGUGAUUGAAACAAGUGAGACUAUGACGAUAAACCAGAUUAUUGGGAGAUAUCAAGCCUUUGAUGAAGACACUUCAAAAGUACCAGAACAUAUUACAUAUGUCAAAAAAAAUGAUAAAGAUAAUUGGAUCAUGAUAGAUUCUACUACAGCUGAAAUCAAGCUAAUAAAAACACCUGAUUAUGAGUCCUCUUAUGUAAUUAAUGGUACCUACACUGCCACCAUUCUGGCCAUAACUAAGGAUUAUUCUAAGAAAACAGCCACUGGUACCAUUGUAAUUCAGGUUGUGGAUGCCAAUGAUAAUUGUCCAAUCAUUGUGACUCCAACACAGACUGUGUGUUCAGAUGCAAAGUUCUUCAGUUUUACAGCUGAGGAUCGAGAUGCUUAUCCAAAUAGUGCUCCCUUCACUUUUACUGUCAUUGAUGAGCCUGAAGGGAUGACAAAGAAAUGGGUAAUUGGAGAGACAAAUGCAACAAGCAUGCAGCUGUUACUACCACAAGAUGUAAAGCCCAGCACAAAUCAAGUUCAAAUUUUAGUGAAAGAUAUGCUAGGUUUAAGCUGUCCUGAAAAGCAGAUCCUUACACUGACAGUUUGUACGUGUGUGAACGGGCAUUCCUGCCAGGACAGACAAAUCGGCUCUUCAGUUGGGCUGGGAGCUGGAGCAAUUGCACUAAUUAUCUUGGCAAUUUUAUUAUUGCUACUUGUGCCACUCUUAUUGCUGUUUUGCCAUUGGGGAUCUGGUGCUAAAGGAUUCACAGCAAUACCUGACAGUAAUGAAGAGAUGUUACAUAAAUGGAACAGUGAAGGGGCAGCACCCGAAGACAAGGCAGUGCUAACCCUCAUCGCUCCCACUGCAUUGGACUACUCAGCAGGAAAUGUGCGUAGUGGAGCAGCAGCAGCGAUUGGUGCAGGGGCAGUUGGUAUAGGAGGAGGCAGUUCUCAAUUCCAUAUUGAAGAACGCUAUGGUAAUGCUAACAUGAGCAAUGGGAGAUGGGAAGAACAAAGACAUCUUUUUUCUGGUGCAAAAUAUGGAGCCAUGGCAGCUGGUGGGGCCAUGGCAGCUGGGGAGGCCAUGGCAGCUGGCGGGGCCAUGGCAGCUGGCGGGGCCACGGCAGUUGGGGAGGCCAUGGCAGCUGGCAGGGCCACAGCAGCUGGGGAGGCCAUGGCAGCCGGCGGGGCCAUGACGAUGGGAGCUGGAGGGACCAUGACGAUGGGAGCUGGAGGGACCAUGACGAUGGGAGCUGGAGGGACCAUGACAAUGGGAGCUGGACGGACCAUGAUGAUAGGAGCUGGACGGACCAUGACUACGGGAGCUGAAGUGGGCAUAGAUGAAGAAUUUUUGAGAGGCUACUUCAAUGAGAAAGCUGCCACUUUUGCUGAUGAAGAUGAAGCUCAACUAGCAAAAGACUGUCUCUUGCUUUACUGUCAGGAAGAAGCAGGCUCCUCACAUGGUUCCAUUGGCUGCUGCAGCUUUAUUGAAGAUGACUUGGAUGACCGUUUUCUAGAUGAUUUAGGAGAUAAAUUUAAGACCCUAGCAGAGAUCUGUCUGGGCAAACAUGCAGAAGUGGAAACCAGCCAGCAUAGUUCUCAUGGGCUGCAGGCCAGUUACACAACUCUGGCUGAGGUUUCAGGGAUGCAAAGCAUAAGAGGGCAGACCACCAUUUCUGGACCUGGAAGGCAGGAGCGUAUACUAAUCACAGACCCCCUCUUUAACCAAACAGGCUUAGGUUUGGAAGAGUCUUCUACCAUAAGUAAAUCUUCAAACGUCACAAAAUACAGCACUGUGCAGUAUACUCGCUCAUAAAAUAUAUAUCCCUCAGACAGCUCUGUUAGGCAUCAUUUAUAUCUCUACCAGCAACACUGGCAACUUUUUAGUAUCUCAAGAUCUCCAUUUUCUUGUGCUUUUAAAAAUAGACUGCAUUUUCUUACAGUAGUUUCUGUAAAUAAGAAAUAUGACCAGGGAAAAAAGCAGCUGACUUUACAGUGUUUUAUAGCAAUGCUUUCAAGGUGGACAAUUAAUAGGAAUAAUGUUUCCUUGUUUUUUCCUUCUACUACUGUAUAAUUUAUCACAUGUAAGAUAAUGAUGGUGAAGGCUAAACCCAUCACCCACAUGCAGAGAAUGAUAUAAUUAGAAAGCCAGAAAAGUCUUGAAAAAAAUUGUAAUGACCAACUAAAAAUGUUGUUAAACUAAAUUUCUAUGAACUGUUUGUCUCCUGUGUUCUAAAGUGUCUUGCAGGCACUCUGGAACUUAGUCAUCAAUUUCAUUCCCUCUCAUCUAAAAGGGCCAGAAACAACUUUUCUCCACAGAGAUGGGGACUGUCUGUAUAUGCAAUAUCCCAGGCUCCAGCAGAUUUACAAAUGGAAGAAUUUGUCAGAAUUUCAGAAAUAAUUUGAGUCAGAUAAUGAUCUCUAGCUGUGAGGUGCACACUGCCUCAGAGCUAGGAAAACCUGUUCCUGGGAAUUCACCCCAAAGAGCAGUAGGUUUGCUGGUGUUCGACACAUGUUCACCUCACAUAGGAGGACCAGAACUUUCGACUUCUAAUCUGAAUUUUGAUUUCUGUCCCAUCUUUCCAUUACAUAGUUACCUUUUUAAGGAACAUUUAAUACCAUGGCCUUGAAAAUAACUAAACUUGAAAAAGAUAAAACUGUUUAACAUGUUACCUUGAAAAAUUAAUUUCCAUUGGGUAGGGAUGAUGUCCUUAGCCUCUGUUUGCCAGAAGCUGGGAAUAGGUAAAAUUCCUGCUGACUUUACUGCUUCAUGCCUGGGGCCUUGCUUAUAUUUGGUGAGAAAUGAGGGAGCUCACUACAGUUUGUACAGAACUUUCAGUUAGUCAUUUCAUUUUUUUCUUGAUAUUUAAAUGUGGGAAAAAGGGAAACACAUUUACUCAGAAAAAGGAGGGGAAAGUAAUGUAGUAUGUAUAUAUCUGAAUGUAAAUGCUUAUUUUUAUGAAAUUUGGGAAAACCCAAGUGAAUUUUGUUUAAAAUCUAAGCUGGAAGGUACUAUGAAUAGGAGAAGCCACCUUAAUGCUUUUUGGAACAGAUAUGGUACAGUAAAAAUAUUACAAGGGUUGUUAAUUACCAUUUAAUUUUGCAUGUGAAAGAUAUGGGACUGGUUAAGUGAAGCAGAUGUAUAAGUAUGUGAAGAACUGGGGUCUUCGAUUGCAGAGAUAGAACUUCAGUGGUUCUGAUUAUUACUUUCAGUUUCAUUUCAGUUUCCAUUUCUAUCAAAUUUUCAUCCAAUUGCAUUGUUGUGUAUUGCCAUAUUAUUUUCUGCCUGAAUUUUUUUUAAACAAAGAUAUAUUUGAAACAGGGAAAAGUGUGUAGAAAGCAAUUUAAAACAGAAACUUGUAUUAUAUUUAAAUAAGAGAAAUAUGAAAAUGAGAACUAUAGUCUUUGUUCAUCACGGGUAGGUAAGCACUUGCCUAAUUUAAGCACAUGAGUAGUUCCAUAUAAGUCAGUGAAAAUACUCAUGUGCUUAAAUUUGGCACAUGCUUAAGCACCUUGCUGAAUUGGAAUCUAUAUCUCUGGUUUUAUGUGGCAUAAACUUGUAUUUCAUUCCAAGCAUGAAUUUUGAAUGGAUAACUGCUCUUUUUUCCUACAAGUAGAGGAAAUGGAUUUAUGCUGGUUUUAUAUGUGACCUUUUUUAGGGUGACUUCUAUAUUUUUAUGGAACUUCAAAUAAAGGAAGAUGCUGA